Molecule: messenger RNA, 1877 nt
Organism: Paramacrobiotus metropolitanus
Lineage: Eukaryota; Metazoa; Tardigrada; Eutardigrada; Parachela; Macrobiotidae
Exons: 2
Coding region: 149-1078 (309 amino acids)
Biological process (GO): protein phosphorylation
Cellular component (GO): cytoplasm
Molecular function (GO): ATP binding; protein serine/threonine kinase activity
Source: RefSeq, a predicted model, not a curated record
UGCCGGCUGCCUACGAAGCGCAGCACUGCUAACGCACUCGUGUGCUUGCAUUCCGUAUUUAAGUACAGUAACUUCCAAAAGCAGGCCAAUGUGGCAGUUUCUGUAAUUCGCCUUUUGCACAGUCAAACUUUGGGCUAGCGUAUGAAGUAUGAACAGCUUUACCAUGGCAAGCGAAGCGUCGACACCAUACCCAAAAAUCCAGUAUCAGCUAGAGCAAUUAAUUGCCCAUCAUUCAUUUAACGACAUAUACCUGGCCCACCGCACGCAUUACAAGAUUGCGGUGAAGAAAACCCUUCUGGAUUAUAACAGGGAAAAGGCCCAGGCACUGGCCGCUUUGGUGGACGCCGAGUUGCAACAUAUUCUAACUUUUGAUCAUCCGAACCUGGUGCGUCAUCUGGCGCAUUACAAUUCUCUGCAGGCCAAACCAGUGGAAGUGCCGGAAUACAUAAUCUUAAUGGAAUAUUGUUCCGGCGGUACUCUCCACGCGGCGUCUCAAUUCCAUAUUCCCGCGCCACUCAUCCAGAAAUGGACGCGCCAGAUUGUUGACGGCUUAGUUUAUCUGCACGCUCAGAAUAUCCUGCACGGCCACAUAAAGGGCAGCCACGUUCUGCUAAGCAGUCCGGACUGGAAUACCUGCCAAAUGAAGAUUGGCCAUCUGGACGCCGCAAAAUGUCUGCAGAGGGAGGUGGCUGCGGGGAAAGAGGCCGAUGACGGCGAAGGAACGUGUGCUUUCAUGGCGCCGGAUUGUAUCCUGGGAGGCGGCAACGCCCGCAAGAGCGACGUCUGGAGUCUCGGCUGUGUGGUGCUGGAAAUGAUCAGCGGAUCCCUGCGCUUUGUCAAGGAAGUAGACGGAAAGCAGAUAGAGCUGAAGAACGAUUUGGCCAUCAUGUAUUUCGUUUGCAAAGGCGGGUCGCCGGAGAUACCACGGGAACUGCCGAAUGAAUUGCGGGCAUUUGUCGCUUAUUGUCUGAAACGCGAUCCUGUAUUUCGGCCGCUGGCAGCCGAACUCUUGUAUACCAACUUUUUGACGCUGGCUAAUGUGCCGCAAUGGUAUGAUCCGCGGCCGCGGCGGAACUGAUGCGACCAGCUAUAACGUCAGCUUAAUUUCUGGUACUCGUAGAAUUAAUGUUACGAACAGUGAUAAAAAGGAUAACCAUAAGUCCAUAAUUAACAGCUGUUAAUUGCGACUUGUGUGCGCUUUCGAGGUUUCUAGUAUUUGUUCGGUGGCAUAAUGCAGUGUUACGAAAUAGCGCCUGUUGGGACCUUUGCGGCCUCUGUCCAGCAUGGUAACUGCAACAGAUGGCAAUAUGCCAGUGCGGUUAAAUUUAACCGGUUCGUUAUAAGUUUCUUUAUGGACAAAUAUACAUCAAAAUGUUUUUAUGAUUAUGAGAUCAUUUCAAUGGUAUGGCCUCCGUUUCUGACCUAAACUGAGAUUAGAACUAAAUUUUUAAUUGUUGGUAGCCGGUUUCUAAUUGAUAAAAAUGGCCUGGUGUUAAAAUGUUUAAAUAUUUUAAUGCGCCUAUAUGAAGAUCUUGUAAUGGAUGCUUUAUUAAUCUACCCUUACUUGAAAUGUAGCGUUUUAACUGUUAUUUAAUCUGAAAUGUUAAUUUUCCCAGUCGGACGUGGCUCAUACAAUCCGCUUUUUUCAUCAUAGCACCUCGUUCAUGAAAGAUAUGGCUAUGUCAACCAAAAAGCUCGUUUUCUACAUCAUAAAAGUGUCCUUUGAUAAAACCACGCAAUUGCACAACCUUUUUAAAAAUUCAGCGGAAGGCAGCCCAGCUCUGUUAGGACGCUUUUUUUCUACCAUAUCUCUGUUCAACACGCAAGUUUGUUAUCCCUGCGUAUAUCUGUAUUAGAUUAUUGGUAAAUUAAUGGGA